CCACCAAAUCAAACGAACCGAACGGCUCUUGAGGUUGAUAUUCAAUUUGCGAACGCACUUUUCUUAUAUAACUGAGGAAAAUGUCGACCACAACAUAUGUGACCUCGGCGCCGGUCACUGUACAGCAGACCAAUUACCUCACUGGACAAGAAACGCAGACCACGUACAUCACCACCGGCAGGGCUCCACCGCCACCGCCGCCCGACGUCAGUGUCAAUGUGGUGAUCGUUAACCCGGGUGGUCGCUGGAGCAAAACUGCAACGAAAACUGGAACAGCAGCCACCUUUGCAUUCGUGUGUGCUGGACUGGACAUGGCCCAGGGUCUGGGCUGGAAUUUGAACGGAAAUGUGGCGACCACCCUGGAGUUCCAGUACAGUUGGUUCAUCGGAUUCAUCAUUGGAGCUGUUGUUUCCGCUCUGGCGGUGUCUUUUCUCCCCAAAAUGAUCUUCUAUGGUUUGGGCAGUAUUAUGAACCUGAUCGAUGCCAUUAUAUUUGUGAGUGCCCCGUACGAGUACGAGUCCAUUUUGGCCGCCCGCUACUUGGGCGGCGUGGGCAUCGGCCUGAUCACGGUGCCCUUCAUCAUUCACAGUGCGGAAAUCUCCGGCAGCAAUAGUCGCGGCACCUGCGCCGCCUUGGAGCAGUACGGCCUCAGCCUGGGCAUCGCCAUUCAGGUGAUCUACGACUCGCAGUGGGCAGGUGAUCUGGGCAUGGCCGUGAAUCGGGUGCACGGCAUCUUUGGCAUUGUCUUCUCCGCCAUUGCCUUGGGCAGCGUGACCAUGGCCAUCGAGUCUCCCAUAUUCUACAUUCGACAGAACCAGGAGGAUAAGGCGCGGGCCAGCAUUCGGCGACUCUUGGACAGCUGGUGGACCGUCGAGAGGGGCAAUCAGGCGUACGAGGAGGCCAAGCUGUAUGUCGUGGAGGGCACCAGCCAGGGCGUGGGCGAGCAGGUGGCCGAAUCCGUGAUGCCCUUCAUCAAGAUGCUCUUCUUUCGGUGCUUUGUGGCCUUCGCCAUGUCACUGCCACUCUCCUAUUCCAUAGAGUCGAGCAGCUAUGUGUACGAGGGCACCGCCUACGCCUGGCCGAGCAUUGUCUUUGGCGCACUCCGCCUGCUCGGAUCCCUCCUCACGCUGGUCAUUCUGGACACAGUGGGCCGCAAGUUCGUCUCGCUGCUCGGCCUCAUGUGCAUGGCUGGCCUGAUGCUGGGCAUGGCCGGAGUCUAUGGGGAUUACGUGAACAUCCUGAGCCCCUACUACAUGCGGCAGGUGAGCAAUCUGGGCAUUGCCCUCCAGUUCUUCGCGGGCAUCUAUGUCUGCAGCUCGUCGGCCUAUCUGGGUGAGGCUUUCCCUCUGCGAGUGAAGCCCUUCCUGAUAGGCCUGAUCGUGUGCGUCGAACAGGUGAUCCACAUCGUUGUGAUUGCCACAUUCACCUCCGCCACGUCCGAGUACUUCUACAACUAUUUUGUGAUAGUGGGCAUUAUCCUCGUGGUGGGGUUGGUGGCCUUCGCCAUUCUCAUGCCGGAGACGCGCGGCACGACGCUGCGGAAGGCUGGCGAGCGCUUCCGACGAGUGCAUGAUGUCAUGGCCUACUAGUUGUACCUACUAGUGCGUCUUCUAUCAUAUGAAUUCAAUAAAUUCGAGACACUUGACAAUGUU
This is a messenger RNA of Drosophila guanche, 1652 nucleotides long. RefSeq lists its product as uncharacterized. Gene Ontology annotation, biological process: transmembrane transport. Gene Ontology annotation, cellular component: membrane. The record is from RefSeq and is a predicted model, not a curated record. Lineage: Eukaryota; Metazoa; Arthropoda; Insecta; Diptera; Drosophilidae. The transcript is spliced from 3 exons. The coding region runs from base 81 to 1589 and encodes 502 amino acids. Gene Ontology annotation, molecular function: transmembrane transporter activity.